AAGUCUCACUCUUAGUCUCUCAGUUCUUCAUCUCUAAAAGGGGAAUAAUAGCAGAUCCCUACCUCAUAAGGAUGUUGGCAGGAAAGACACGUUUAAUAUUGUCAGCAAGUCAGAUACUACAGCAGUAAGGGCCCUAGAUAGUGACUCAUCACACAUAACCACUUGCCAGGGGAUCGUGGUAAACAACAGUAAGGGCCAAGGGCCAUGGGAUAAAAGCAGAAAUACAGUGGGAAGCCCUGUCCAGACCUCUGGCUUUGACAAUGCACCGUGCAGCUCGCCCUGCCACUGAGCUGAGGGUGUAUCCCGUGGAGCCUGCCCCGCGCCGGUGGGAUGGGUUGAGGCGGAUGUGAGAGGAUCCAGGGUGGGUGUGUAGGAGCGCAGCAGCUGGAGACGGGAGAGAAGCACUGUGAAGGGGAGGAGGCAGGAGCUUGAGAGGAUCCAGGGUGAGCUGCGUGUGUCUUUGAUGGGAAGAAGAGGCAGCAGGGAGGCUGUGGAGAACGAGCGUCUCUCUGCCGGGAUGAGCGGACACAGAGGCUGAGCGUCCGUGUUAGGCGGAGAGCAGGCGGCAGGAGUGGGGAUGAAAGAAUGAUGUGAUGGAGAUGAAUAUGGGCUGCUGGUCAGGCACAAGACCCCCAUUGUCUUGCCUCACCAUCCUGCUUGUCAAGCUUUUGGCCUGUGUUUGCCAGGGGCUUCAAGGGACAAUACCACUCGGCUUUCACUUUACGCAUUCCAUUUACAAUGCUACAGUGUACGAGAACUCUGCAGCCAGGACCUAUGUCAACAGUCCAAGUAGAAUGGGUAUUACACUGGCAGAUCUUUCAUGGGAUAUCAAGUACAAGAUAGUGUCUGGCGAUGAUGAAGGCUUUUUCAAAGCAGAAGAAGUCAUAAUUGCUGACUUCUGCUUUCUCAGAAUAAGAACUAAAGGUGGGAAUUCUGCUAUAUUAAACAGAGAAAUCCAAGAUAACUAUUUAUUGGUAGUAAAAGGGUCUGUCAGAGGAGAGGACUUAGAAGCAUGGACAAAAGUGAAUAUCCAGGUUUUGGAUAUGAAUGAUCUAAGACCUUUGUUUUCACCAACCACUUACUCUGUAACGAUAGCAGAAAGCACUCCUUUAAGGACUAGUAUUGCACAGGUGACAGCCACAGAUGCAGAUAUUGGGUCCAAUGGCGAAUUCUAUUAUUACUUCAAAAACAAAGUUGAUCUCUUUUCAGUUCACCCAACUAGCGGAGUUAUCUCUUUAAGUGGCCGGUUAAACUGUGAUGAGAAAAACAGAUAUGACCUUGAAGUUCUGGCUGUGGAUCGUGGGAUGAAACUUUAUGGAAACAAUGGAGUAAGCAGCACUGCCAAACUUUAUGUUCAUAUUGAACGUAUAAACGAACACGCCCCAACCAUAAGUGUGGUAACCCACAUACCCUUUCCAUUAGACAAGGAGCCUACGUAUGCUGUUAUUAACAUUGAUGACCUAGAUGAAGGAGCUAAUGGAGAGAUUGAAUCUGUUUCCAUCGUAGCUGGAGAUCCCUUAGAACAGUUCUUUCUGGCUAAGGAGGGAAAAUGGAUUAAUGAGUACAAAAUCAAAGAGAGAAAACCCAUUGACUGGGACAACUUCCCCUAUGGUUACAAUCUUACUCUCCAAGCAAAGGACAAAGGGUCUCCUCAGAAGUUUUCUGCAGUCAAACUGGUCCACAUCGCUAGUCUCAAGAGAGAAAGUGUCCCAGUAAAGUUUGAAAAGGAAGUUUAUGAUGUGUCAAUCAGUGAAUUUUCCCCUCCAGGAGUAGUGGUAGUUAUAGUUAAGUUGGUGCCUGAACCACAGGGUGUGGAAUAUAUAAUAUCUCCUAAUCAGGAUGCUGAAUAUUUUAAGAUUAAUCCCACGACAGGUCUUAUUAUCACCGCUCACUCUUUGAAAAUCAUUGAGAAGGAACUCUAUGAGUUAGAAGUAGUAAACAAAGGUGGUGAUUUAAAAGCACAAGUUAUUGUCAGGUUAGAAGAUGCGAAUGAUCACACUCCAGAGUUCACACAGCCUUCGUACAGCUCCUUUGUCAAUGAAAGUGUUCCUGUAGGAACCAGCGUUUUGUCAGUUUCAGCAUUUGACAAGGACAAGGGAGAAAACGGAUAUAUAACAUACAGCAUUGCCAGUCUGAAUUCACUGCCCUUUUCGAUAAACCAGUUUACUGGUGUUAUUAGCACCUCUGAAGAACUGGAUUUUGAGUCUUCUCCAGAGAGCUACAGGUUCAUUGUCAGAGCCUCUGAUUGGGGUUCGCCGUACCGUCAUGAAAGUGAGGUUAAUGUCACUAUAUACAUAGGCAAUGUCAAUGAUAACAAGCCGUUGUUUGAGAAAGUGGCUUGUCAGGGAGUGAUUUCAUCUGACUUUCCCAUAGGUGGUCACAUCACUGCUAUAUCUGCCAUAGAUAUAGAUGAGCUAGAACUAGUGAAAUACAAAAUUAUCUCUGGAAAUGAGCUUGGAAUUUUUUAUUUAAAUCCUGACUCCGGUGUGCUGCAACUUAAAAAGUCUCUUGUUAAUUCUGGCAUAAAGAACACCAAUUUUGGCCUUAAGAUCACAGCUACAGAUGGAGAGAAUUUUGCUGAUGCCAUGUUCGUUAACAUUUCAAUAGUACAUGGGAAAGUGUCUUCAAAGACUUUUAGCUGUAGAGAAACUAGAGUUGCUCAGAAGCUGGCAGAGAAAUUGCUCAAGAAGGCAAAAGCAAAUGUGAAGCUGAAUUUGGAAGAUGGUUUCCUUGAUUUUUAUUCGAUUAACAGGCAAGCUCCACACUUUGAUAAAUCCUUUCCCUCUGAUGUAGUGGUUAGAGAGGACCUUCCAGUUGGUGCUAGGAUCCUGAAAAUAAAAGCCUAUGAUGCGGACUCUGGAUUUAAUGGGAAGGUUGUCUAUACAAUUUCUGAUGGAAAUACAGAUAGUUGCUUUAACAUUGACAUGGAAACAGGACUUCUUAAAGUUCUUAUGCCCAUGGACCGAGAGAAAACAGAGCUGUAUCUCCUUAACAUUACAAUUUAUGAUUUAGGUAAUCCCCAGAAAUCUACAUGGAGACUAUUGACUGUAACUAUAGAGGAUGCAAAUGAUAACAGUCCUGUUUUUUUACAGGAUAGUUACUCAGUUAAUAUUUUAGAAAGCUUGAGUAUUGGUACAGAAAUGAUCCAAGUGGAAGCUAGAGAUAAAGAUCUGGGCUCUAGCGGUGAAGUGAUUUACUCAGUAUUGACAGACACACAGCAGUUUGCCAUCAAUAGUUCUACUGGAGUAGUGUAUGUGGCUGACCAACUAGACAGAGAAUCGAAAGCAAACUAUACACUAAAGAUAGAGGCCAGGGACAAAGCUGAGAUUGGCCAUCAGCAAUUUUCUGUUGUUUCUCUGAAGGUUUUUUUGGAUGAUGUGAAUGAUUGUUCUCCAGCUUUCAUUCCAUCUAGCUACAGUGUGAAGGUCCUUGAAGAUCUGCCAGUUGGCACUGUAAUAGCUUGGCUAGAAACUCACGACCCAGAUCUUGGUUUGGGAGGUCAAGUGCGCUACUCUUUGGUGAAUGAUUACAAUGGACGAUUUGAAAUAGACAAAGCUAGCGGCACUAUCCGCUUGAACAAAGAACUCGAUUACGAGAAACAACAGUUCUAUAACUUGACUGUGCGUGCAAAAGACAAAGGACGUCCAGUUUCCCUCUCUUCCGUUUCUUUUGUUGAGGUUGAAGUGGUGGAUGUUAAUGAAAAUCUCUACACUCCUUAUUUUCCUGACUUUGCAGUCAUUGGAACUGUAAAGGAAAACUCCCGCACUGGAACAAGUGUAUUGCAAGUGACAGCUCAAGAUGAAGACUCUGGAAGGGAUGGGGAGAUCCAGUAUUCCAUCAGGGAUGGCAGUGGCCUUGGAAGAUUUAGCAUAGAUGAAGAAACCGGAGUUAUCUAUACUGCAGAUGUCCUUGACCGAGAGACAACUAAAUCCUAUUGGCUAACAGUGUAUGCGACUGAUCGUGGUGUCGUCCCACUUUAUGCUACCAUCGAGGUCUAUAUUGAAGUUGAAGAUGUGAAUGACAAUGCCCCUCUGACCUCUGAACCCAUUUAUUAUCCGGCUGUCAUGGAAAACUCCCCUAAGGAUGUAUCCGUCAUUCACAUCCAGGCCCAAGAUCCCGACUCCAGCACCAGUGAAAAACUGACCUACAGGAUUACAAGUGGAAACCCUCAGAACUUCUUCGCUAUCAAUCCAAAAACAGGUCUGAUUACGACAACAUCAAGAAAAUUGGAUCGAGAGCAGCAGGCAGAGCAUUUUCUCGAGGUGACGGUCACAGAUGGAGGCAUCUCUCCCAAGCAAUCUACUGUUUGGGUGGUGGUUCAAGUUCUGGAUGAAAACGAUAACAAGCCUCAGUUUCCGGAGAAAGUCUAUCAGAUCAAGUUGCCUGAGAGGGACCGCAAGAAAAGAGGGGAGCCAAUCUACAGAGCUUUUGCAUUUGACAAAGAUGAAGGACCGAAUGCAGAAAUUUCCUACAGCAUCGUGGAUGGAAAUGAUGAUGGGAAAUUUUUUAUUGACCCUAAAACCGGGAUGGUUUCUUCCAGAAAGCAAUUCACAGCAGGGAAUUAUGACAUCUUAACAAUAAAAGCAGUGGACAAUGGACGACCUCAGAAGUCUUCAACUGCGCGCCUCCAUAUUGAGUGGAUUAAGAAACCUGUACCCUCACCUGUAUCACUGACUUUCAGUGAGCCCUUCUACAACUUCACUGUCAUGGAAAGCGAUAGAGUGACAGAAAUUGUGGGAGUAGUCUCUGUGCAACCCGCUAACAUACCUUUGUGGUUUGAUGUAGUCGGUGGCAAGCAUGCUCGAGAGAUGUUCUAUAUUCUACAGACAGCUUGUGGGCAGAACUGUUCAACAGAAGGAGGGAAUUUCGAUAGUUCUUUCGAUGCUGAGAAGGGUGUGGGCACUAUUGUCAUUGCAAAGCCCUUGGAUGCAGAGCAGAGGUCAAUAUAUAACAUGACUAUAGAGGUCACCGAUGGAACAAAUGUUGCAGCCACUCAGGUUUUUAUCAAAGUAUUGGAUAACAACGAUAAUGGCCCAGAAUUCUCUCACCCAAGUUACGAUGUCACGAUUUCGGAGGACAUCCUCCCUGACACUGAGAUACUGCAGGUCGAAGCUAUAGACAGAGACGAGAAACACAAGUUGAGCUACACUGUUCACAGCAGCAUUGACUCAGUCAGCAUGAGAAAAUUCAGAAUUGACCCCAGCACAGGGGUACUAUACACUGCCGAGAGAUUAGACCAUGAAGCUCAAGAUAAGCACAUCCUUAAUGUAAUGGUUCGAGAUCAGGAGUUUCCCUAUAGAAGAAACCUGGCCAGAGUCAUCAUAAACGUGGAAGAUUCCAAUGAUCACAGUCCCUACUUCACCAGUCCUUUGUAUGAAGCCUCGGUGUAUGAGUCAGCAGCUAUUGGGUCUGCUGUUUUGCAGGUCACUGCUUUGGAUAAAGACAAAGGAGAAAAUGCGGAGCUUACCUACACUAUAGAAGCAGGAAACACUGGGAACACAUUCAAGAUCGAACCAGUUUUAGGCAUCAUCACAGUAUUGAAGGAACCGGACUUGACAACAAUGGGGCAGUUUGUUUUGUCAGUCAAAGUAACUGAUCAAGGUUCACCACCACUGUCUGCAACAGCAAUUGUACGCAUUUCUGUGACCAUGUCAGAUAAUUCCCAUCCAAAGUUCACACACAAGGAAUACCAAGCAGAAGUUAAUGAAAAUGUUAAUAUUGGAACUUCAGUUAUUUUGAUUUCUGCAAUCAGUCAGUCUACAUUAGUUUAUGAGGUCAAGGAUGGGAAUGUGGAUGGAGCCUUUACUAUAAACCCAUAUUCUGGAGUCAUCACGAGUCAAAAGCCACUUGAUUAUGAACAUACUUCAUCUUACCAGCUCAUUGUUCAAGCAACUAACAUGGCAGGCAUGGCAUCGAAUGCGACCAUCAGCAUUCAGAUUGUUGAUGAAAAUGAUAACCUGCCAGUUUUUCUCCUCUCCCAAUACUCGGGCAGCAUAAGUGAAGCUGCUCCUGUAAACAGUAUAGUCCGGAGCUCAGCCAACAACCCACUGGUGAUACGAGCCACGGAUGCCGACAGUAAUCAAAAUGCUUUGCUGGUCUAUGAGAUUGUUGAAUCCACUGCUAAGAAAUACUUCACUGUAGAUUCCAGCACUGGUGCAAUCAGAACAAUUGCAAAUUUAGACCAUGAAACCAUAGCCCACUUCCAUUUCCAUGUGCAUGUUAGAGAUAACGGAAAUCCACAGCUCACAGCGGAGAGUCCAGUCGAAGUUACUAUUGAAGUAACUGACAUCAAUGACAAUCCUCCAGUCUUCAGUCAGGCUUUGUUUGAGACGGUCUUGCUUCUACCCACUUACGUUGGUGUAGAGGUUCUUAAAGUCAAGGCUACAGACCCAGAUUCAGAGGUUCCACCUGAGCUAACAUACAGUCUGAUUGAAGGCAAUGUGGACCAUUUUUUGAUUGAUUCAAGUACUGGAGUACUCACCAUAAAAAAUAAUACUCUUUCCAAAGAUCACUAUAUGCUUAUAGUAAGAGUGUCUGAUGGGAAAUUUUACAGCACUGCUAUGGUAACCAUAAUGUUAAAAGAAGCCAUGGAUAGUGGGCUCCAUUUUACACAAAGUUUUUAUUCCACAUCUAUCUCGGAGAACAGCACUAAUAUCACAAAGGUAGCUGUGGUGAAUGCUGUUGGAAACCGUCUCAAUGAGCCCUUGAAGUAUGGUAUAUUAAACCCGGGGAACAAGUUCAUGAUCAAAUCCACCUCAGGAGUUAUUGAAACGACGGGCAUCCCCUUUGACAGAGAAAAACAAGAGCUAUAUGAGCUGGUUGUUGAAGCAAGUCGUGAACUAGACCAUCUGCGUGUGACCAGGGUGGUUGUCAGAGUUAACAUUGAGGACAUCAAUGACAAUGCUCCGGUGUUUGUAGGGCUGCCUUACUAUGCUGCUGUACAAGUUGAUGCUGAGCCCAGUACCCUAAUUUAUCGAGUGACAGCCAUUGAUAAAGAUAAGGGUGCAAAUGGUGAAGUCUCCUAUCUGUUGAAAGAAGACUAUGGGCAUUUUGAAAUUGACAGACAAACUGGAAGUGUCACUUUAAGAGAAGCCUUCAACUCUGACUUAUCUAAUAUAGAGUAUUUAGUUAUCAUCCUUGCAAAAGAUGGUGGUAAUCCAUCAUUAUCUGCUUCAGUAGAACUUCCUAUUACUAUAGUUAAUAAAGCAAUGCCUGUGUUUGACAAGCCCUUCUAUACAGCUUCUGUAAAUGAAGACAUAGAAAUGCACACCCCAAUUCUUAGCAUAAAUGCAACCAGCCCAGAGGGCCAGGGUAUCAUUUAUAUCAUUGUUGAUGGAGAUCCCUACAACCAGUUUAACAUUGACUUUGACACUGGUGUUCUGAGUGUCAUCAGCCCACUGGACUAUGAAGUAAAUUCUGUUUUUAAGCUGACAGUACGAGCCAGUGAUGCCCUCACUGGUGCUCGGGCUGAAGUCACUGUGGACUUAAUUAUUAAUGAUGUAAAUGAUAAUCCUCCCGUUUUCGAUCACUCGGCCUAUAAUGCCACCUUAUCCGAAGCAUCUUUGAUUGGGACUCCUGUGUUGCAGGUUGUUGCUACCGAUGCAGACUCUGAAAAUAACAAACUUAUACAGUAUCAGAUUGUCCAGGACUCCUUUAACAGCACUGAUUAUUUUCACAUAGAUAGCACAAGUGGCCUAAUCCUGACAGCCCGUAUGUUGGAUCAUGAACUAUUACAGCAGUGCAGCUUAAAAGUCAGGGCAGCUGAUAAUGGAUUCCCACCACUGAGCAGUGAAGUUCUUGUUAGUAUUUAUGUGACAGAUAUGAAUGACAACCCUCCAGUUUUUAACCAGUUAAUAUAUGAAUCUUACGUGAGUGAACUGGCCCCUAGGGGCCAUUUUGUGACUUGUGUCCAAGCUUCUGAUGCUGACAGCUCUGAUUUUGACAGACUGGAGUACAGUAUCUUGUCUGGAAAUGAUCGGACCAGCUUUAUAAUGGACAGCAAGAGUGGCAUUAUAACUCUGUCUAACCACCGGAAACAGAGGAUGGAGCCAAUGUAUAGCUUAAAUGUCUCUGUCUCGGAUGGAUUGUUCACCAGCACAGCUCAGGUGCAUAUCCGGAUCCUUGGUGCUAACCUCUAUAGCCCCGUCUUUUCACAGAGUAUUUAUGUGACAGAGGUGAGAGAAAAUGCUGCCCCUGGAACUAAGGUAAUCCAUGUAAAAGCGACAGAUGGAGAUUCUGGUAUAUAUGGUCAGAUAAACUACUCCAUAAUAAAUGAUUUUGCCAAGGACCGCUUCUUAAUUGAUAACAAUGGACAGAUCCUAACAACUGAGAAAUUGGACCGAGAGAACCCUUUGGAAGGGGAUAUCAGUAUAUUUUUGAGGGCCCUGGAUGGAGGUGGGAGAAUGACUUUCUGCACCGUGAGAGUGAUCGUAGUGGAUGAGAAUGACAAUACUCCCCAGUUUAUGACAAUAGAAUACAGAGCAAGUGUCAAAGCAGAUGUUGGAAAAGGUCAUUUGGUCACCCAAGUGCAAGCAUUAGAUCCAGAUGAUGGAGCUAAUUCAAGAAUCACCUAUUCAUUGUAUAGUGAAGCCUCUGUUUCAGUGGCAGAUUUGCUUGAAAUUGAUCCUGACAAUGGAUGGAUUGUCACCAAAGGUAACUUUAACCAGCUGAAAAACACUGUUCUGUCAUUCUUCGUCAAAGCAGUUGAUGGUGGCAUUCCCAUGAAGCAUUCCCUUAUUCCUGUCUAUAUCCAUGUUUUACCUCCAGAAGCUGUUUUACCUUCCUUUUCCCAACCCCAAUAUUCUUUUACAAUACCAGAAGACACUGUCAUAGGAAGCACCCUUGACAUUUUACAUGUUUUGCCAAGCCAAGGUGCUGUAUAUAGCACCGUUAACGGUGAAUUAGCUGAAAACAACAAGGAAGGGAUUUUCAUCAUAGACCAAGACACUGGAAUCAUAAAGCUAGACAAGAGACUUGACCAUGAGACAAAUCCUGCUUUUCACUUUAAAGUUGCAGCCACCAUACAGCUAGACAAAGUGGACAUUGUAUUAACUGUGGAUGUGGAGGUUAAAGUGUUGGAUGUAAAUGACAACAAGCCUGUGUUUGAAGCUGCCAACUAUGAAGCUGUAAUAAUGGAAGGGAUGCCAACAGGGAUUAAUCUUAUCCGGGUUAAAGCAAUUGAUGCGGACUGGGGUGCAAAUGGGCAAGUCACGUAUACUCUUUCAGCAGAAUCGGAGCUGGACAAGAUCAUGGAAGCCUUCACAAUCGAUGGCAACAGUGGGUGGAUCAGCACAUUGAAUGACCUAGAUCAUGAAAAGAAUCCCACUUUUACUUUUGCAGUGGUGGCUUCAGAUCUGGGAGAAGCUUUUUCCCUCUCAUCCACCACCUUGGUCUCUGUCACUGUGACAGACAUAAACGACAAUGCACCAAUCUUUGAACACGAGGUGUACAGAGGAUCCGUAAAAGAGAGUGACCCUCCUGGUGAAGUUGUGGCAGUUCUCAGCACAUGGGACGAAGACACAUCUGAAGUCAAUCGACAGGUUAGCUACCAUAUUACAGGAGGGAAUCCCAAAGGGAAGUUCGCCUUGGGACUGGUUCAGAAUGAAUGGAAGGUUUACGUGAAGAGACCACUAGAUCGGGAAGAACAAGACAUUUAUUUUCUGAACAUCACUGCUACCGAUGGCCUGUUUGUAACACAAGCUGCUGUGGAAGUGACGGUCACUGAUGUUAAUGAUAAUAGUCCUGUCUGUGAUCAGUUUGCAUAUGCAGCAUUAUUUCCUGAAGACAUUCCAUCAAACAAAGUCAUCCUUAAGAUCAGGGCUAAGGAUGCAGACAUCGGAUCCAAUGGUGAAAUUCGCUAUUCGCUGUUUGGACCUGGGAACAAUAAAUUUUUUUUAGAUCCAGAAAGCGGUGAGUUGAAAACCUUGGCCCUUUUAGACAGAGAGAAAAUCCCUGUGUACAACUUGAUUGCCAGGGCAACAGAUGGCGGUGGCAGGUUCUGCCAGUCAGAAAUCCAUCUUUUCCUGGAAGAUGUUAAUGAUAAUCCACCAAUGUUUUCUACUGAUCAUUACACCGCAUGUGUCUAUGAGAAUACAGCCACUAAAGCUUUGUUAACCAGAGUUCAGGCCACGGAUCCUGAUGUAGGUGUGAACAGAAAGGUGGUCUAUUCCCUAGCGGACUCCGCAGAUGGUUACUUCUCUGUGGAUAGGUCAUCAGGGAUCAUUAUUUUGGAGCAUCCACUUGAUAGAGAGCUGCAGCCUUCCUAUAACAUCAGCGUAAAAGCAUCAGACCAGAGCCUUGUGUUGUCCCUGUCUUCAUUUGCCACAGUUACCAUUACAGUGCUGGAUAUUAAUGACAACCCUCCUGUGUUUGAGAGAAGAGACUACCUUGUUACAGUGCCUGAAGAUACCUCACCUGGCACCAAAAUACUGGCUGUUUUUGCAACAAGCAAAGACAUUGGUACCAAUGCAGAGAUUACCUACCUCAUCAGGUCUGGAAACGAGAAAGGGAAAUUUAGGAUCAACUCAAAGACGGGAUCCAUUUCUGUAAUUGAAGCUCUGGACUAUGAAAUGUGUAAGGAUUUUUACCUAAGAGUGGAAGCAAAAGAUGGAGGUAUGCCAGCCCUAAGUGCUAUUUCAACAGUGAACAUAAAUGUAACGGAUGUGAAUGACAAUGCACCAAAAUUUAAUCAAGAGGCCUACAGUGCAGUCAUCAGUGAAGAUGCUUCAGUUGGUGAUUCUGUGAUUAUGUUGAUAGCAGAAGACCAGGAUAGUCCUACCAAUGGCCAGAUUCAUUUUUCCAUAGUGAAUGGUGAUCGGGACAAUGAAUUUUCAGUUGAUCCUGUUUUGGGACUUAUAAAGAUUAAAAAGAGAUUGGACAGAGAAAGGGUGUCUGGAUAUUCGCUAGUUAUUCAGGCAAGAGACAGUGGCAUCCCUCCUUUGUCAUCAUCUGUGACGGUCAACAUAGACAUUUCUGAUGUGAAUGAUAAUAGCCCUGUAUUUACACCGGCCAACUAUACAGCUGUAAUUCAAGAGAAUAAACCCGUGGGCACAAGUAUUUUGCAGCUGGUAGUGACAGACAAUGAUUCUUUUCACAAUGGCCCCCCAUUUACCUUCACCAUUCUGACUGGCAAUGAAGAGGAGGAAUUUAUGUUGGACCCACAUGGAGUUUUGAGAUCUGCAGUUAUCUUCAGGCACAUGGUAGCAACUGAAUACAUGCUCUGUGUGCAGGCUAAAGAUUCUGGAAAGCCUCAACAGGUGUCCCACACUUACAUUCAAGUGCGGGUUAUUGAAGAAAGCAUUCACAAACCAACAGCCAUUCCACUGGAGAUCUUUAUAGUCACCAUGGAAGAUGACUUUCCAGGGGGUGUCAUUGGAAAGAUUCAUGCCACAGAUCAAGAUGUGUAUGAUGUUCUCACUUACACCCUGAAGUCAGAGCAGAAAAGUCUGUUCAAGGUUAACAGCCACGAUGGCAAGAUCAUUGCCCUGGGAGGGCUAGAUAAUGGCAAGUACACACUGAAUGUGUCCGUCAGCGAUGGCCGGUUCCAAGUGCCCAUCGAUGUUGUCGUCCACGUGGAACAGCUGAUACAAGAAAUGCUGCAGAACACAGUCACCAUCCGAUUUGAGAACGUUUCCCCUGAAGAUUUUGUGGGGCUCCACAUGCAUGGGUUCAGGCGCACCUUGCGGAAUGCUGUGCUCUCACAGAAACAAGAUAGCCUGCACAUUAUCAGCAUUCAGCCUGUGGCAGGCACCAGUCAGCUUGACAUGCUGUUUGCAGUUCAGAUGCACACCAGUGGAUUCUAUAAGCCUGCUUAUUUGAUUCAGAAGCUUACCAAUGCAAGGAGACACUUAGAAAAUGUGAUUCGCAUCUCGGCUAUCUUGGAGAAGAAUUGUUCUGGACUGGAUUGUCAGGAGCAGCACUGUGAACAAAGCCUGUCUAUUGAUUCCCAUUCCCUGAUGACCUAUAGCACAGCGCGAAUUAGUUUUGUGUGUCCCCGUUUCUACAGAAAUGUACGCUGCACAUGUAAUGGAGGGCUGUGUCCUGGGUCCAGUGAUCCCUGUAUGGAGAAGCCGUGUCCUGGGGACAUGCAGUGUGUGGGGUACGAAGCUAGUCGAAGACCAUUCAUCUGCCAGUGCCCACCAGGGAAGCUUGGAGAAUGUUCAGGGCACACUUCCCUUAGCUUUGCUGGGAAUAGUUACAUCAAAUACCGGGUUUCUGAAAAUAGCAAGAAAGAAGAAUUCAAGCUGGCUCUGCGUCUGCGAACCUUGCAAAGCAAUGGGAUUAUAAUGUACACCAGAGCAAAUCCCUGUAUAAUUCUGAAGAUCAUGGAUGGCAAAUUGUGGUUCCAGUUGGACUGUGGAAGUGGCCCGGGAAUCCUGGGAAUUUCUGGCAGGACUGUUAAUGAUGGGAACUGGCACUCGGUCUUCCUGGAGCUCAAUCGGAAUUUCACAAGUUUGUCACUUGAUGACAGUUACGUGGAGCGGCGCAAAGCUCCCCUCUACUUCCAGACUCUGAAUACAGAUAGCUCUGUCUACUUUGGAGCCCUGGUGCAAGUGGAUAAUGUCCGAAGCCUGACUGACAAGAGGACAACCCAGGUCUUGAGUGGUUUUCAGGGCUGCUUGGAUUCUGUUAUCCUGAAUGACAAUGAACUGCCGCUCCAAAACAAGCGCAGCAGCUUUGCAGAAGUGGUUGGCCUGACUGAAUUAAAGCUUGGCUGCGUUCUGUACCCGGAUGCAUGUGAGAGGAAUCCUUGCCAGAACGGAGGGAGCUGUACUAGUUUGCCAUCUGGUGGUUAUCAGUGUAGUUGCCUCUCUCAAUUCACAGGAAGAAACUGUGAAUCUGAGAUCACAGUGUGCUUUCCAAAUCCAUGCCGAAAUGGAGGGUCGUGUGACCCGAUAGGCAAUGCCUUCAUCUGCAAUUGCAAAAAUGGACUGACAGGAGUAACGUGCGAAGAUGAUGUCAACGAAUGUGAAAGAGAGGAAUGUGAAAAUGGCGGUUCCUGUAUCAACGUUUUUGGCUCGUUUCUGUGUAACUGCACUCCUGGAUAUGUGGGGCAGUAUUGCGGCCUCAGGCCUGUGGUGGUACCCAACAUACAAGCCGGACAUUCCUACGUCGGCAAAGAAGAACUAAUAGGAAUAGCAGUCGUCCUUUUUGUUAUCUUUGUGUUGAUCAUCCUGUUUAUAGUUUUCCGCAAGAAAGUGUUCCGGAAAAAUUACUCACGCAACAAUAUCACCCUGGUCCAGGACCCGGCUACUGCUGCUCUGCUCAACAAGAGCAACGGGAUCCAGUUCAAGAACCCAAGGAACAGUGGGGACAGUCGCAAUAUCUACCAAGAGGUAGGGCCACCGCAAGUCCCUGUGAGGCCCAUGGCUUACACCCCUUGCUUCCAGAGUGACUCACGGAACAAUUUAGACAAGAUAGUGGAUGGACUUGGAGUUGAGCAUCAGGAGAUGACGACGUUUCAUCCAGAGUCUCCUCGUAUACUAACAGCAAGGCGGGGUGUGGUGGUGUGCAGCGUGGCUCCCAACCUGCCAGCCAUGUCUCCCUGUCGAUCUGACUGUGACUCCAUCAGGAAGAGUACCUGGGACGGUGGUACUGAAAGUAAAGAGGUUGAUGAUGCUGAAGAGGUGACCUGUUUUGCCGGAAGUAAUAAAGGCAGCAACUCUGAAAUUCAGUCCCUCAGCUCCUUCCAGUCAGACUCAGGUGAUGAUAAUGCUUCCAUAGUGACUGUCAUACAGCUUGUCAACAAUGUAGUUGACACUAUAGAAAAUGAAGUGUCUGUUAUGGAUCAAGGACAGAACUACAACAGAGCUUAUCACUGGGACACCUCUGACUGGAUGCCAAGCGCUCGUUUGUCUGACAUUGAGGAAGUGCCCAAUUAUGAAACAGCAGAUGGAGGCUCGGUGCAUCAUGGAAGUAACAGGGAGCUGGAAACUGAUUACUACCUUGGUGGCUAUGACAUCGACAGUGACUAUCCUCCUCCUCACGAAGAGGAGUUUUUAAGUCAGGACCAGUUACCGCCUCCGCUCCCAGAGGACUAUCCAGACCAAUAUGAAACCCUUCCACCAUCACAGCCAGUCUCAAUGGCUAGCACACUCAGCCCAGAUUGCAGACGGCGGCCACAGUUCCACCCUAGCCAAUACCUCCCUCCUCAUCAUUUCCCCAACGAGAUGGAUGCUGCUGGGUCUCAGACUGUGAAUGAAUUUAGUACUUUUGCUGUUGUCCCAGGCCAGAGCGUGGAAAAUGUUAGUGCAGGUAAGAUGCCCUUAUCCUUACACAACUCUCUGGAUGCCUCCUCAUCUGACAUUUCAGCCAGCUGUGGCUUUGACGAUUCCGAAGUAGCCAUGAGUGACUUUGAAAGUGUGGAGGAGCUCAUCCUAGAUAACGUUCACAUUCCAUUUGUGGAGACCCAGCAUCAGACACAAGUGUAAAGGAGACUUUUUUUCUGGUGGUCAUUUGGUCCAAUUAACAGUAUAAAUACGGAGAAGACAUUUUGGUAAAGAUGUAUCUAUGUAUAUUGGGCAAGGCAGAAAUCCAGUAUAACCUAUUAACUUGUUCAGAAAUGAUACUGUAUGUGCAGACACAAAGAGACCAGUUAUGUUAAGCUGUGUGCCACAAAAUUGUUACAGACAAUCUGGAGAAUAUGUACCAUCUAUUUAUUACCAAGAGUACACUCACAGAGUUUAUGAGGGGGGAAACAAUUUCACCUUUUAAGUUCCCUUUCUUCACCUGCUAUUUAUUUGGUAUUGUAUUAUUAAAAGUGUUACAAUCUCUCCCUGCAGUAUUAACAAAGGGGAGGAUGAUUCCAAGAGGCGUCGUUGCAUGAAAUUUUAGGUCAGCUAAAGAGUGAAAGAAUUUGGUCAUAUGUAAAACAAUUCCAUUGGUUUUGUUAAAAAAGCAUUUAAAAGACAACUUAUCAACAUGGAUAUCUGUCCAUAAAUAACUAUUUAUUUAUAGUUUUGUUUAUAUAUCACAUCGAAUCCUAGCUUGUGUGCAUAGAGUAAGACACAUAUACACAUUAUAUAUUAUACACCAAACUAGACUAGGUUGGUUGCCAUUGUUCAAACUUACUUUCAGAUGUGUAUGUAUACGUUGAAUUAUGAGACUUUCCAAAUAUUGUGACAUUUAACCCUUGCGAGUUUGACACACUAAUGGCCAAAUUCUGCCCUUAGAUACACAUGUGUAACUCCCAAUGACUUGUGUACCGAAUGUGACCACGUAUCUGAGAACAGAACUGAACCUGAACUACCACGUUUUGCUGCUUUUAUUUUGGGCUUCCUUGCAGCUUUUUAACAGCAGUCAUAAUGCUGUCAUAGUCCAGUUAAAUUAGUUUGCAUACACAUUCUGCUAUAAUCUUAAAUUUCUAGAUCAGCUACAGUUGAAAAAUGUCCUGCCCUCGAGUUUGUGGAACAGAUCCUCGACUGGUGUAGUCAAUGGAGGUAUGUUAAUUUACAUCAACAUCAGCUGAGUAUCUGGCCCUGUAUUCCCUCAGAACUCCCAAAUAGUAUUCACAGAGUUAAAAGCGCUUUUGUAUAAUACUGUAAAAUGCAAAAACACCACCUCAGGUUAAUUUUGGCAUUUCACAUUAAUCAUCCAGAGCAGGUUAAAUGCAAUAUGGAAACCUGUUUUUUCCACUCACUGCAGUAAAAAUCUAUAUGUGCCCUUUACUCAAUGCUGUGAAAAUA
Gopherus flavomarginatus (Mexican gopher tortoise) is the source of this 15683-nucleotide messenger RNA. It is a transcript of the gene FAT3, whose product is annotated as FAT atypical cadherin 3. Gene Ontology annotation, molecular function: calcium ion binding; cadherin binding. The record is from RefSeq and is a predicted model, not a curated record. Gene Ontology annotation, biological process: homophilic cell-cell adhesion; cell morphogenesis; calcium-dependent cell-cell adhesion. Gene Ontology annotation, cellular component: catenin complex; adherens junction; plasma membrane. The coding region runs from base 594 to 14429 and encodes 4611 amino acids. Lineage: Eukaryota; Metazoa; Chordata; Testudines; Testudinidae. The transcript is spliced from 29 exons.